Messenger RNA from Caenorhabditis sp. 36 PRJEB53466, 687 nucleotides. NCBI's taxonomy places the organism in Eukaryota, Metazoa, Nematoda, Chromadorea, Rhabditida, Rhabditidae. The record is from the annotation of a GenBank genome assembly.
AUGGACCCGAUUCCGCCGUACGACUUCCACAAGUACGUGUUCGCCGCCCGAUGCGCCGUCCUCUCGUGCUCUUCCGUCGAGGUACCUUAAUCCCCUUCGUUCCCCCUCGAAACUCGAUUCUGCAGAUUCUUCUGAUGCUCUUCGGCGCUCUGAGUGACAGCAGCAUCCUCGCCAAACUCUUCUACUUGCUUUUCCUUGCCGUUUCGACCGCCGUUUCCGCGCACAACAUCGCGCUGAACGUGGACGGAAGAGCCGAGAUCGGGAAGGUUCUCGUCUCCGGCGACAGCGAAGUCCGCGCCAAAUCGACGGUUCUCGUGAUCGCUCCCGUAUUCUCCGGAAUCUUUGUCUUUUUGUGCGUCUCCGGCCACGCCUCCUUCUCGUUUUUCGUGCUCAUCCACGUGCUCGCCGCCGUCGGACAGCUCGGAUUGGAGGCGCACGAGGUGAUCAGGGGUUCGAGGAAAUUAGAUGCCAACGUUCCCAAUCUUUCAGGUAAACAACUUGAUCCCAGCUGUUCCGUCGGUCUCUUCCGAUACUCCGAUGCCCCAAUCCCUGCCGCAAACCCCCCAGCCGGACCCUCGGGCCUCUCCGAUCCAGCCGCCGGCCGACCGGAAUGCGAGAGCGGCCACUCACGAUCCGAAUUACCAGACAUUGAACAACAUCCACAACGACGUCUUCGCCAAGAAGUGA